ACGGAGGGGGCAGCGGAGGCGGAGUCAGCGUCAGCAGCAGGGAUAGCGGUGACGGGUGUGGAGGAGGAUGAGGAGGCGGUGGAUGUGAUCAUGUUUGUGGGUGGAGACGGGACGUUGCAUGAGGGACUGCAGGGUCUCUUCCAGCGCCCCGACUGGUCCUCCGCCCGCCACGUGCCGCUGCUGGCUGUUCCCUCGGGCAGCGGCAACGGCCUGGCCGCCAGCUGCGGGCUGUGGGACCCCGUGACUGCGGUGGUGGCGCUGCUGAGGGGCCGUACGGCACCGGUGGAUGUGGCGUCCGUACUGCAACCGCCUGGCAACCGCUUCUACUGCAUCCUGUCUGUGGUGUACGGGGCUAUGGCCAACUUGGAUGUUGGGACCAACCACCUGAGGUGGAUGGGUGAGCUGCGGUUCCAUCUGGGCGGCCUGUGGGAGCUCAUCCGGGGCCGCUGCUACAGCGCCCGAGUCUUCGUGCUGCCGCCAGCAGCGCCGCCAGCAGACGUCCCCAACAGCACCAGCAGCACCAGUAACCCGGGCAGCAGCAGCAACCCCGGCCCGGAGGAGCCAGGCCUUGCGCCUGCCAGCGGGCCCAGCCGAGCUCUGGUGACAGCAGCAGCAACAACAACAGUAAGCAGGCCAGCAGCAAGUGGGGCUGGCGAGGGCGGCAGCAUGAGGGAGCGGCUGCUGCCGCCGGAGGAGCCCGGGUGGCUGGGCGGGGGCGGGAGCGGGAGCGGCGCUGCGGAUGGGACGCAGCUGUCGGACUACCCGCCAGGCCCGCCCCUCCCAGCCCUCUCGCAGCUCCCCUGCCUGCCCGCCCGCCUGCCUGACAGCCCCGCCGCACUCCCCGGCGGCUGGCGGCAGCUGCCGGACGCCUUCGCCAUCUUUGGUGUCUACAACACGCAGUACAUAGCCCUGGGGGCGCGACCCAACCCCGGGGGGCGCAUGGGAGACGGC
Molecule: messenger RNA, 951 nt
Organism: Astrephomene gubernaculifera
Lineage: Eukaryota; Viridiplantae; Chlorophyta; Chlorophyceae; Chlamydomonadales; Astrephomenaceae
Source: the annotation of a GenBank genome assembly